Phytomonas sp. Hart1 is the source of this 4421-nucleotide messenger RNA. NCBI's taxonomy places the organism in Eukaryota, Euglenozoa, Kinetoplastea, Trypanosomatida, Trypanosomatidae. The record is from the annotation of a GenBank genome assembly.
AUGUCCUGCAAUGCAGAUGAGAGGGACCCCAGCAGUACUAAACGUCAACGGGCAGUGGGAAGCAAGGCGUUCGGGACUUUUGCUCUGUACCGCUCAUUCGAGGAACACAUCACGAACGCCCAGAAUGCUUUUUUGAAGGGUGACAACGCGUUGGCCGAGCGGGAGGCAACGUUGGCUCUUCGGAUCCGCCCGACGGCCCAUCUUUUCGCACUUUUAGCUGUUAUUUCCGACUCCAAAGGGCAGUACGACCGUGCCAGUGAUUUCCGCCUUUUGCAGGCCUUCCUUGCUCAUGAUGUGGUCCUCUGGGAGGAGCUCCUGCAUGAAUUCCUUUCUGAGCAGUUGUACUACAAGUCCGUGGUCUGUUUGCAGCGCCUGUCCGCAAUGGAAAAGUGCCCGGUGCGCUACCGCACCCUCCAACUCCAGCUCGCAGAUUUGCUCAUCGGCCUGGGGGAGAUCCGCCGCGCGACGAACGUCCUCGUCCCCUUGUGGAAUAGCAGCCGAUGUAGGGAUUUUGACGUCUUCGCGUUGCUCUCGUCGUUGUACUUCCAGCUCGGAAAGUGGUCUUCACUGGAGGGGUUGAUCACGAGCAGCCUGAAAAAUACAUUUUGCAUCGAUAUGCCGGUGGGAGAUGUCCUUCCACUGGGGUUGGCGACGGACGCACGUGUCGGACGAGAGGAGAAGGUGGAUCCCAAGGAUGAGAGUUCGGAAGUCAAAAAAGAGACCAAACGUAAGCGUGUGUCCAAGCGGGUGCGUUUUUUUAAUCUUCCUGAGGACAGUGACCAGGUGGGGACAGGGGAGAGGGAGGAUGCCACCACAUUGGCCACCCCAAGUAGCCUCGCAUCAAAGCUAGCCACGAUGCAUGAAGUGGCCGAUCCUGAGGUGGAGGACCCGGAUCAGUUUGACUUCACCAACAUGACGGAGGAUACGCCUAGGAAUGCGCCCACUCUUUCAGCGCCGUCGAGCACACCAGAGUCAGGGGCGGCGGAGCAUAUACAAAGUCUUUACGGAGAUCGCAUCGAUCUCAGCACGCCGGACGCGAAGCGAAACUUUUUGAUAUUGAUAAAUGUGCAUACAGAGCUUCUCAACGAGAGUGGAAAAUUCACGGAAGCCGUGCAAGUGAUGAAUUUCACGGCUGCAUGUUUACAUGUACCGAUAUUGGAGUUACCGCCUGAUCUUCUUGUACGCUUAGGGACGGCUUAUGCUUUUCUUGAAGAUAUGAAACAGCCUUGCAAGGAUGUUGUUCAUUAUCUGAUCGAUACAUGCCCUAUGGACACGUACGCGGAUGUGCUUUUAGAUAUGGGGAUGACUCUUCAAAAGACUGGAAUGCACACCGAAGCACGAAUGAUAUUUUCGAAUUGUGUGCGCUUCUACAACGAUAAUCAUCGGCGCUUGAUGACGAAUGUGCAUCAACUGGAGCAGGAGAUUAAGAUGUCCCAAGAAGAAGGAGAAAGCUGUGGGGGUGACGAGAUCUGCACAGGGCGAUCUCAGUCCUUAUACAAGCGCUUGAAAGAGGUGAAUACAGAGAUGCAGGAGGUUAAAACUGUUCUCGCAGCCGCGCACUAUGGCCAGGCACAGUGCAGUUUCUCGAUUAGACGUAUCAACGACGCCGAGCAAGAAGCAAAAAUGGCGUUGCAGUUUGAGCCGGACAAUUUGCAGGCUCGCUUACUCUUAGGAAGGUUGUAUUUUUAUGAGCAAAAAGACUUAGAUGAGGCGGAACGUAUGCUUACACCGAAGGAGACUGAUGCGGCUUUGUGUCGUAUUCAACUAGGGGCCCUCCUAGCGAGCAUCUUUUUCAAGUCUUGCCGGUACAUGGAGGUGGUCACGCUGGGUGUUUCGAUGUUUGAGGUAAUCCUCUCCAGCGCCGAGGACGGUGAUGCGAUGUCGGUGGCGCCGGGCUCCUCACGACGGUCUUCUGCGCCCUUUCUUUUGCCGACGCUCUCCCGCGCGACCUCUGCAAUCCUUCCAUCCGCGUCCGUCCUGGGGAUGAUCCAAGGCCCUGGAACUUCGGAGGGGGAGCAUCGACUUUCCACCUCCCUCGCGGCGUCGAUUCGGGCGGGGACGUCUGUCGCCCGACAGCAGCUCGCCCGGCGGGACCGCGCGGCGUUGACGACGACGGUCUACGGGGCCUCCGCGGCGGCCUCUCUCGCGGCCGGGUGGAGCCGUGAGGAGGAGGAGACGAGGCUCAAAGACAGCUCCACCAUUUUCCGCUUUAAUCGCAAACGACGCCAGGAGGGGGGAAGGAAAGAGUUGCGAGAAAGGGUGAAGGAGACACCGGAGGAGGGGAGGGGUGGGGUAGGGCGAGAGACGGAGGCCAAACGAAAACGGCGGCGCGUAGAGGAGGUGACCAAGCGCAACCCACGGAGCUUUUGGGAGACACCGGAGGACAGCGGGGGGGUGGGAUCCCCCACAGACCAACCAGAGGAUCCCACGGCUGAUAUAAAGGAUGAGGAAACUGCAUCAGAGCUGGAGAGUUCGGAUAUUGCCCAUAAACUGGAUGUGAAGCAGAGGCCACCGCGGUAUCCGGCCGAGGUGCCCAACAUGGGGAACUUCACUACAGUGGGGGAGAAGGAUCGGGAUCUAUCUGAGCUAGAGGGGUUCGAGGAGUUGGUAAGAGCAAAGAAGGGCGAGGAGGCUAGGGAUGUCCUUAAACCUGAGUGGGCUGCUGAGGACGUCGUUGAUGAGAUGAACCCGUCAUCCUAUGAGUUGCCUAGUUUAGAGGAGGUGAGUAAACAAUUUAGUGAUCCGGCGAUGGCGCAGCUGUUUUUAAAGGUGUCGUCUAAUGAGCUCUCGACGAACUCCUUUCCGGGCGCGUUGCGUGCGGAUGAUCAAGUGGAUCUUUCGCAGAAUCCGAACCGUUUGGAGGGCGGCGCCGCUGUCGUGGAUCGCGUAACAGCUCGGGAAGCCAUCGCAGCGCUGGGCCGUGCGGAGUUUCUCGCGCUCGCGGUAUCCAUCGUGGAGAGCUAUAGCGCCCUUGGGAAGUUUUCCGAGGCCAAAGAGUUCGCCUCCGUCGCGCUUAUUCGCUUUUCUAAAAAAAGGAUUUUUUUACAGAUGGGUAAUCCUUUGGAACGUCCACUUAGACUAGCAGUCCUGCGAGCGGCUUUGGCCGCCGGGGAAAGUGAGGAUGCGUUUCGAGUCGGUUUUCGCCUACUUCAAGAGGAAAGCCUUCCUGAGGAGUAUAACAGUGUGGUGGAGCUAAUGCAUGGCGUGUUAAAUCGUUGCGAGGAUCGCUCUUCAAUUUUCUACCGUGCUUUUCUCGAGAACCGUUGCGAUGUAGCCCAUCUAGUCCUCUUAGCAAACCGUUAUUACCAGACACGUUCCUACACCCGCGUGCUGAACCUUUAUUUGGUGGCCUUGGAGCGGCGGCCUAUGGAUAUUUUUAUCAAUUUCAUGGUGGGUCUUGGUUACUUGCUUUGCAGUCACCAAAAGCGUGUGACGCUACGCGAGGAGUGUGUCUCGGCGGGUGUAUAUUAUCUUUCCCAAUAUCAAAACCUCCUCAUUUCUCUUGAUCCAAGUCGUAUAGGUGAGGCUUUGUACAACUCUGCGCGUGCGCUACACUACCUGCGCUUAUUUCACCUGUGCGUGCCGCUCUACGAACGCAUUGUGCACAACCUUUGCGUACCGGAAGAGUGUACCCUGGCGAUUCAAAGGGCUGCUCGAUUUAACCUCUACUUUAUCUAUAGAUGGGGCUCUGGUAAUCGUGAGCUAAGUUUGGCAGCAUUGCAAGCGACAUAAUAAUUAUAGAGUUUCUACGAGAGCUAUAGAGUUCCACUUCCCUUUGUUGUGCCUAUAAUUCUUUUUUUUUAGCGGUGUAAAGGAAUAGCAAGUAAGCCAAUAAACGGAAAAAUAUGAGUUAUGCUUCUUCAAUGCAUUUAAUUACGUGUAUUAUUCAUAUCGCUAUUUUUUUCUUCUUUACACUCCCUUGCUUUUUUUCGAAUAGACGCACUUUUUUUAAUUUGAGUGUGUGAAAGGUUCACUUUACAAACGUGAGUGAAAAGCACCAAUACGUAUACAUGAUAUUAGUUGAACUGUUCUAUGCUUUUGCUUGCUUUAUCAUUUUUUUUAUUGCUCUAUCCCCUUUCGUUUUUUAUUGUUUUAAAUACGUAAUUUAAAUCAAGAACCAGUUGCUGUAUUUCUUUUAAGGAACUAAAUUUAAACCUUGGUCUAGUAUAUACAUCUAUAUAAAUAUAUUAAAUCAUUCGUUAUUAGAAGGGAAACAUAUUCAUAUAGAACUCAGACAUUUCUUGCUUUAGUGUGUACUUGGAUUUUCAAAGGUGCCAAAGUGUUCUUUUUCACUAUUUUUCAAACACUCGAAAAGUAUUUAACGUCUUUUAUUUAUAUAACAUCUAUAUUUCGAGAGAGAUUUUUUUUGUAUUUUCCUAAUUAGAGAAGGGAGUAAUACUAAGCUCAGUGUUAAAUUUGAA